Messenger RNA from Oryzias latipes (Japanese medaka), 2138 nucleotides. RefSeq names its product RING finger protein 11. Gene Ontology annotation, biological process: ubiquitin-dependent protein catabolic process. Gene Ontology annotation, molecular function: ubiquitin protein ligase activity. The record is from RefSeq and is a predicted model, not a curated record. Gene Ontology annotation, cellular component: ubiquitin ligase complex. NCBI's taxonomy places the organism in Eukaryota, Metazoa, Chordata, Actinopteri, Beloniformes, Adrianichthyidae.
UCCCAGUACCGAGCACGCGAAGAAGAAGGAGGAGCUAGCUAGGAGGCAAAUUGUUUGUUACUCACGAAGUUCAAGUUCUCAAGUGUUUGUAGGAUUUUUCAGCCAGACAGUUCACUUUAAAUUUCUGACAGACAGUUUACGCACAUAGCUUGUAUAAAAUUUGAACCUUUCAAAUGAACGUGUUUUAUAUAUCGAAGAAGUCGCCCAACUGUUUAUCAAAACAAAGUAGUUAGCCAGGGUGCUAACAGAUGUUAGCAAGGGGAGUUCUUUGUUUUAUUUUUUAGGUGGAGGGCCGCGAGACCAUGACGCAAAGUUAGUGUAGACACUCGUGAGCAUUUAUGAUGUCUUUCCGAUUUUAAACGAACGGUGUCAGUUCCGUAUUUUAGUGACAAAGUUAAGUAGGGACGGUCGGUUGACUAAAUUUAGCAAACGAGAGCAACUUUAGCUGCAGUUUUGGUCUGCUUUGCUACAUCGGUCAGGACGAGACUGGAGGUGAAGACAAUGGGCAACUGUCUGAAGUCUCACACCUCGGAUGAUAUUUCUCUGCUGCACGAUUCCCAGUCCGACCGGGCGAGUUUCGGUGACGGAGUGGAUCCGGACCUGGAGCCCCCUCCACCUUACCAGGAGCAGGCGCACAUGCCUACAUACCACCCUACGCCCAGUCAAGCUCGUCUGGCGACCCAGCUCACAGAGGAGGAGCAGAUCCGCAUAGCUCAGCGCAUCGGCCUCAUCCAGCACCUCCCUAAGGGGGUUUAUGAUGGAGGGCAAGACGGCUCUGAGAAGAAAAUAAGAGAAUGCGUGAUUUGUAUGCUGGACUUUGUUUACGGGGACCCCAUCAGAUUCCUGCCGUGUAUGCACAUCUACCACAUGGACUGUAUAGACGACUGGCUGAUGAGGUCCUUUACUUGCCCCUCCUGCAUGGAGCCCGUGGAUGCUGCCCUUCUUUCCACCUAUGAGACCAACUGAUUGAUACCCCCCCCCCCCCCCCCAGUUCCACAUAACUUGGAUCAAACAAUCACCCAAGCUGAAGAAGAAUUGGGGGAGGAGAGCGGAAAAAUGUCUUUCAGUUUGAAUAUUUCAAAGCUCAAUCACUCAUUCUUUGUUUUUUCUUUAAUCGGGCUUUUCUUAAAAAAACACGGACAGAUGUGCACGAUUGCGUGUUUGUCGUGCUGAGUUGGUGUGACCAGAACCUGUGAGCAUGUUGGAUUUGUCUGAACGGGUUGCGUUUCCGCUUGAGCUGGUUCUCAGUGGGAUUUCUCCAAAGCUUAAUUCCACCUGAUCGUGAAAACAGACUUAAGCAGGCCAUUAGUUUAACAUGUCGAAACGGCCAUACCUGAAAGGGAUCCAUAGGAUUUUGAUUCAAUUUUACUACGUACGCAUUUAGCACAGCUUUUGAAACAUUGAUCCGCUAAUCAUGCCUCGACUUCAAAAUAGCCCUAUUCAUUAGUAGGAAUGCAAGGCUCGUGGUUCGAAUCCUUUGAGCUUUUCUGUUCAUUUGAGCAGGAUUACGCAAAUAUUACAGUCUACAUAAUUUGCCUAUAGCGUGUAAUUAUGUAGCAUCAUGGCUGUCACAGCAACGAUGUAUUCAGCCCGGUUUUUUUUGUGUUUUUUUUAGUAGAAGGGAAAAAGUUACAUAACUGUUUCAUGUAGAUGAUCUGAUAAAGGGCUCAUUUGUGCAUGGGCAGGUUGGUCCGUCAGACAUUAAACAUGCUUGCACAACUCUUCUACAGAUACAAUUGCACUUUACUUAGAGGACAUUAUGUAAAGCACUAUAUUAAUAUAUAUAUAUUUACCCUAUAACCUUGCACUAUAAAGAUUUAAUUCGUUUUUUUUUCUCCUGAGAUGCAAACGUUACUUUGUUGUUGGAGUGUUUUCCAAACCCGUAGUCACUGAUCACUUUGCAGUUGGCUUGAUGAUGCGUUAUCUAAAGUUUGUGAUCCUGUGUGUGUGACAUUUGUUUUGAAUGUUUGAUUUUUAGAUUCUUCCAGGUGAAGGGAAAGAGGCUUGCUCAGCAUUAUGCCUGAGCGCUUUGAUGCCAGGAGGUCUCUGAAGCAAAUAUAUUAAAAGUGUCUCUUCAGUGGAAUAGGAAGUACAAAAAUGUAGCAGCACACAAACAGGCGCCUGUUUGACAAGAAAAA